Messenger RNA from Venustampulla echinocandica, 1227 nucleotides. RefSeq names its product S-adenosyl-L-methionine-dependent methyltransferase. The record is from RefSeq and is a predicted model, not a curated record. Gene Ontology annotation, molecular function: methyltransferase activity. The transcript is spliced from 5 exons. NCBI's taxonomy places the organism in Eukaryota, Fungi, Ascomycota, Leotiomycetes, Helotiales, Pleuroascaceae. The coding region runs from base 1 to 1227 and encodes 408 amino acids.
AUGAGCGAACCAGAGCGUCAGAAGGCGGCCGUUCCAGGAAGCUCCAGCCAGGCGUUCGCGAUGGCGAUGGCAGCAGCAGGAGAAACCUCAGCGCAGAGUUCUCCAAUGCCCGGUUUUGAGACACCUAUUGAGCCAGAUUCUGCGUCGAAUGCGAGUAGUCCAGGAAGCUCGAGUGGAGGGACGAAAUCGCUCACAGAGAGCGUCUAUGAGUUCACCAAGGAAAAUGGUCGAACAUAUCAUGGUUAUCGGGCCGGCACGUACCACUUUCCCAAUGAUCCAACUGAGCGCGACCGGUUAGAUUUCCAAUACGAGAUACUCAAGUAUUGUUUUGAAGACCGUAACUACUUUGCGCCCCUUAAGAACCCAACGCACAUCCUCGACAUCGGAACAGGAACAGGACAGUGGGCAAUCGAGAUGGGUGAUGAGUUCCCCGAGGCCCAAAUCGAGGCAACAGAUCUAUCACCAAUUCAACCUGACACUGUUCCUGAGAAUGUCCGAUUUUUUAUUGACGAUGCAAGCGAGGAGGACUGGGCGCUUCCCCCAUCACACUUUGACUAUAUCCAUACCAGAGUACUACUUGGAUGCUUUACGGACUUUCGACAAGUCAUUAAUAGAGCCUUUCACUACACCAAACCUGGCGGAUACAUGGAGAGUCAAGAGAUGAUGUCCACGCUGUAUUGCGAUGACGGGAGUAUGCCGGCAGAUUGGCCUUUCUUGGAUUGGAAUCAAACUAUUGAUUAUGCUGCGAUGGAAGCGGACAGGCCCAUGAGAAUCGCAAAUAAGCUGAAGCGAUGGUAUGAGCAGGCGGGUUUUGUGGACGUGCAAGAAAAGGUCUUUAGGCUUCCCGUAAACAGCUGGCCGAGAGAUAAACAUUUGAAGACAUUGGGAAAGAUGCAGGAGGACAAUUGGCUAGCCGGCUUAGCUGGGAUCAGCAUGGGCCUCUUCUCGCGGGUCUUGAGUUGGAGCAAGACUGAAAUUGAGGUAUAUCUCGUGAACGUGCGCAAGUCAAUAUCAGACAAGCGUGUCCACGCCUACAACAGAGUAUUCGUGGUCUUUGGGAGGAAACCUCACGAGUGGGAACUGGCACGGACCGCCGCUUCUUCAUCAAAGACCCGACCCGACGGACCGGUUCCGGGUUCAGGUCUGGGUAUUGGCACGCCGGGGCCCUUUAAAUCUCCUACCGCUGAUACCGGACAAGCCAGUCAUAAUCCAGGGCCCCUCCCAUGA